Molecule: messenger RNA, 6735 nt
Organism: Lates calcarifer (barramundi perch)
Lineage: Eukaryota; Metazoa; Chordata; Actinopteri; Centropomidae
Gene: bicdl1
Product: BICD family like cargo adaptor 1
Exons: 10
Coding region: 453-2297 (614 amino acids)
Biological process (GO): Golgi to secretory granule transport; vesicle transport along microtubule
Source: RefSeq, a predicted model, not a curated record
AUCGGGAUCGCGCUCAUCUGUUUUACUGGCAAAUGCCUCCGGUGUAAAAGGCCGAUCAUUAUGGGGGACCCAGGAUCCCGUGGCGGCGUGGAUCCUGACCGACCGACAGCUGCGCAAAGCUCAUCCAGGCGGUUUAUACCGGGAUAAAAAAAACAUUGUGCGUGUCUAAUAAUAAACAGGCAGUUAGUGAGCUGCAGACGAGGCGGUGUUUGUUGGGAUUCAAUCAGAGUAAGAGCCGCGACUGGUAGGUUAGCAAGGAGAGAGGGACGUGAGCAAACUGGAAAGAGAGCAGUUUUCAAUCUGACCGGAUCCAGCUCUGAAUUUCGAGAAUGAUGGAUGGAUUGUCGAUAACAAGCCAGUCCGGUCAGCCCAGCCCAGUCAGAGCAGGGCGGGUUCAUCCGGAGUGAAAUCAGUCGGCUCUUAUCUGUUGCCUUCUCCUCCGCCGGGCGGCGAUGUCCGCUUUCUGCCUAGACCUGCAGACGUCUGCCGUGGUUUCAGCACCACUGGAACUGGACAGCGACUGCAUGGAGCCCCGGGCCAGCCCCGCCGCUCAGGAGCCCGGCGGCUUUCAGGGUCACCCGCUGCGGCACGCCGGCUCUGGAGGCCUCGGUAUGGCCUUGGAGGAGGAACUGGCCAUGCUCACCGGGGAGCGGGACGACGGCGAGGAGCUGUCGGACCUAGAAACGCCUGCGGUGGGGCAUAACGCAGACUUGCUGUCGCUCUUCCGUCAAAAGGAAAAAGACUUGGUUUUAGCUGCUAAACUUGGCAAAGCGCUGCUGGAGAGAAACCAAGACUUGACCAAGCAAUAUGAGAAAAUGCACAAAGAUCUCAACGAGAAAUUAGAGCACUUGGAGCAGGAAAAGCACGAGUUGCGUCGACGUCUGGAAAGUCGAGAGGGGGAGUGGGAGGGCCGCGUGGCCGAGCUGGAGACGGACGUCCAGCAGCUGCAGGGUGAGUUGGAGCGCCACCAGGUCCAGCUGAGAGAAGCUGACAGGGACAAGACCAAGGCCAUCAGUGAGCUCUCUGAACAGAACCAUAGACUGCUGGAGCAACUCAGUAGGGCUGCAGAGGUGGAGAAGCAGCUGUCCACUCAGGUCCAUUCAUUACGGGACGACUUCAGGGAGAAAAGUAUAUCUACGAGCCAGCACAUGACACGACUAGAGACUCUACAGGCUGAGAUUAAGAUGCUGUCGGAGAGGAAGAUGGAGCUGGAACGCCGCAUGCACGCUAUGCUGGAGGAGAACGAGCUGCUGCAGAGUACAGUGGACGACCUCAGAGAGAGGACGCUGGUGUUGGAGAAGCAGUGUCACGAGAAGGACCUUCAGUUGCGACAGAGCCAGCUGGAGCUCCAGGAGGUUCAGGUGUCCCACAGGCGGCUGACUGCUCAGCUGGAGGAGCUGACAGAGGAGCACAGCCUCCACAGCCUCACCCCACACCCAUCCAGCCUGCUGUGUGAGAUAGAACAGAGCAUGGAGCAGGAGGAGCAGGAGCAGGAGAGGGAGCAGUUGCGUCUUCAGCUAUGGGAGGCAUACUGUGAGGUCCGCUCACUCUGCUCCCAUCUCCGGGGAAAUGACGUCACAGACUCAGCGCUGUCCACCGACUCUUCCAUGGACGAGUCCUCGGAGACGUCCUCAGCCAAGGAUGUGCCUACUGGCAGCCUCCACACCAGCCUACUGGAGCUACGGAGGCUGACACAGAAUCUGCUGGAUGGCAACGAGUCCACGGGCUCACGGCGCAGUGAUGAGGAGGCUCUGGAGGAGCAGGUGAGGAGGCUGGGAGAAGAGCUGAGAGAAGUCAGAGAGCUGUACGAAGCUGAGCAGGACAAAACUCGCAGCAACGAAGAGGAGCUGCUGCAGCUGCACAAUCAGAUGGCGCUGCUCUCUGUAGAGAUGUGUUCCCUCCGGGAUGAGAACAAGCGGGUGAGGAUGAUGGCUGAAGUCCGAGAACCCAGUGAGCAGCUCCAGAGUGCUAUCAGAGACAGAGAUGACGCCAUAGCCAAAAAGAAAGCGGUGGAGAUGGAGCUGGCCAAGUGUAAAAUAGACAUCAUGUCUCUGAAUAGCCAGCUCCUGGACGCCAUCCAGCAGAAACUCAACUUGUCGCAACAGCUGGAGGCCUGGCAGGAUGAUAUGCACAGAGUGAUUGACCAGCAGUUGAUGGACAAGCACCAGGACGAGUGGCGCUUGGCCCCUUCCUCCCUGUCAGGGUCAACGAGGGCCCACAGCGGUCAGUCCUCCAGACGAGCUCACCGCAUUUCCGACCGGGACAAGAGACUUUUCUCUUUUUUCAAAAAGAACUGAGCCCUGUUGGACUGGCCCCGGGCACAGCGGACAGACAGACACAGACGGACGAAGCGAGGGACAAGGAGGGAGUGACAUCGCAGCAAAGGGGUAACAACACAGCCAAAGACAGGCAGUGGCACAUGCUGAGGUUUGGGGGGGUCAUUUUGCACUUUAUCUGUCCCAUUACUCUUCUCCGUACUGGUUAAUCAGUGACUGCUGACAGUGAGAGAUAGAAAUAUAAGAAUAGGACUUCCCCAGAGGCUUUGGCUUAGGUCCCUCUCAUAGAAAGCUACUGGUCUUACAGAACAUGAACAGGGUCACAAAGUUUACCUCCAAAGAGGAGGGUUUCCUUGUAGUGCCUAUGACCAUCUCUACUAGCCCACUGCCAACUCUGUAGAGAGGGGAACACUAUGUACAAAACUCUUAUUGUAUGCAUCCCAGUUAUCAGGCCAAGGAGUCUGGGGAAAGGACAGGUGGAUAUAUGGGACAUUGCAGGAUGAUGGGAAAAGGUGAGAACAGUAGGACAGAGCUGUACGUCAGAAUACGAUGAUGAACAGAGUGAUGAAGCUGCAGCCGACCCAUCUGAUCUCUCAGGUUUAUUCAUUUGUUCAGGGGAUGUUCAGAACAUGAGGCAACAGCUUUAUGUAUCAGAACCACAGCGCACUGUAUAUCUGAGAAAACAAUUGACAAAGAGAAUUUACAACCAUAAAGGUUUUUCUUUUUUAUUUUACAGAGUAUUGCUAUCAUGUCUAAGACUCAACCUUCCAAUCAGAAUGGUUGUAGAGGCCUUUAAAGGGGCGCAUCAGUAAUUGACUCCCAUAAAGUGGAGGGACUCACAAGAGAGAUAUUAAAGCUGUGCCAAACAAUAUUUUUAUGUGAAAUAUGGAUCAAAUAACUGUGUAAUGUGAAAGGGGCCGCUGGUAGUGACAAACCACAGAACAUUGUCCCUAGAUUCUGCAGUUUUCCUCAGCUCUAUUGAGCAUUUCAACCCCUUUUUUUAAAGUUAUUUUUUUCUUAUUAUUUCUGGCCACACCUUUACCAUUUAGGUUCAGUCCCACCACCCUCUUCAACUCAGUUUUCAGCAGCACGCAGCUCUAAUAAACCCACUGUAUGCUGGCACUAAACUACAGACAGACAGAGUCAGUGACCUGCUGGUGAAUAUAUUGCAGUGUUUAGCAGCUAAAGACGCAGAUAUUUCCCUCAGGAGUGGACUGGAGUCCAAAACAAAAGUAGAAUGAAAGUGAAUUUUGGCCCUAAACCUUUUAGGUAGCCAGUAACACAAAUUCAUAUUAUUGCUAAUGCCGUGCAGUGCCUGCUGUGAUGUUGAUGAUAAACAGUUAACAUUUGCUGGUAGCUGGUAACAUAGCAGGUAGUUCCAUUAGCCAAAAUAAAUAGAUAAGUAAGCACAGCUUUUGAAAACUUCAAAAUCAAAGCAGCAGAGGCCAAAAGAUCCUGCUUUUUAUGCUGCAUUCACUUCUCCUUGGAUGGUCCCAUUUCCAGUGGGGAAGUCCAACUUCAGUGUGUUCAUAUGCUUUUUAGUGUGGACUGUGGCAACAACAUGGAGGCCACAGAGACAAUGUAUUGUAUUUUAUGACUCAGAGCGUUUAAACACAUUGACAUUGGUUUCCAAUAAACUGUUGCUUUACCUGACUUGUUAUCAGGGUCACUGCGAAUCAGUUAGCAAAAACCUAAUAUGCAAUACCUGAAUUAAUCAAAAUUGCUAAGAAAUUUGCAGACUUCCCAAGUUGUUGUUACAACUUUUCUCUCUUGCUUAGUAAAUGCCCACAUUUUUAAUGUUUAAGAAGCCCAGUUGGUGGAACUCCCUUUUAGGUUUGUUCUUCUCUUUGUCCCCAAAACCAAGAUUAAGUUUCAUUUAUCACUGAGGUAAAACACAAUCAAGUCCGUGCAGGCAAGUGAAUGUAUAAAAACCAGCACUUCUUAUUUGGGACUAUCUUACAUCUGUGGUGAACUCUAUGAGGCCUUCAUGUUCAUCUCUGACAUCUGAAUAAACCUGUGGGUGGCUGAAGUUACUGACAGCAUCUGUGCAGGUGGUAUGUUCUACAGUUCACAUUAUAUUUAACAUUUAAACAUUUAUUCUUUUUCAAAGAAAAAGACACUGUCUAGCAUUGUCCUCAUGAUGUCAAUCAUCUUCCUAGUCGACCAAAUUUUCAAAAUGUUUACAUCAGCUUGAGGAGGAGGAAGAACUACAAUGGGUAGAAUGCUCAUCAAUUCUCCAAGUCAAUCAAUCCAGCUCAACAAUAACCUGUUGAAUUUCAUGUGGUUAAAAAGCAUGGGGGUGUAAGAAACUCCUCUAAACUUCCUCUGCAGUGGUCAACAUCUGAGCUGCUUUGGUUUGUCACUAAUAGAAAAGGUCUACCUCCAUUCUCAUUGCUUCAAUACUUCAUGGGCACUUUGAUUUCUUAGCUGCCGGGCUUCCGUUUUAGGUGACAUAUCUGUAACUCCAUUGGUAAAACAGUGUGUAUUGACCUGAAAUCUCUGAGCAUGAAUGACUUACAGUGUGGCACAGUGAUGUCUCAUGUCUGUCUGCGUUUGAACUCGCGUCUGAUGCAGCUGUGCAAACCUAUGCAGAUGUCUUCUUGUCAUUUCAGCUGGUUGUUGGGAAGGAUCAACCCAAAGAAUGAUUUUUAUAAAAAGUCAAAUAGGUUUGGAUGAAAUCAAUAUAUUUAUAAGAAAAAAAAAUGCAUACAUUUUGAAUGAAAAUCUUUUUUUAGAGAGAAAUAUACCUGUACAUUGUUAUUUGUAGGCUCUUUUUUCAUGUAUGUUCUAACAGUGAGCAGGAAUUCCACUGGUGAGUUGAACUCAUAUGUUUAUUUGACUGUUCAGGUGUGGCAUGCAGUGGAACUGGCAAAGGAUAUUCACGAGUACUUCUGUGUUCUGUCCAAAUUAUUCACUAAAAAGAUGUGAACAUUUACUGGAAGACUCAUGAAUCUCAGUUUUUAAUCCAAGAGUGCCCAAGAAACAGCAAAUUCAUAAACCAGUUCAGUCCAGCUGACAGCUCUUAGUAACACUCUCUGAUAAGUCAUCCUUUAUAAACGGUUGUAAAUAGUGACUUUAUUAAUGGUUAAUAACUUGUUUACAAAUUCUUUAUAAGGAGAAAAAUGAAUAAGAAUAACCAUUAUGUUGACAGGUUGUGAAAAUGUCUCUGACUGUUGAGUUAUUUAUAAAGUCAAGUCAUUUAACUAAUAGUUCUACAUUUCUGGUCAUGGUUUCCCAAAAUGUAGAACUAUUCCUUUAAUAGACUAAUAAAAAAAUUAAAUGUUUAGUCUUACGUAGUUAUAAAUGUUAACAGCUAACAAAAGUUAGUAAGUCUGUGAAUGUCCGUAACUCAUUAAUUAAGGGUUCUUAAAAUAAGUUUAGGUCCAAAGGCUCUGCUGCACUUUUCCAAAUAAUUCACUGGAUGAGUUAAGGAGAUGAAACAGUCAAAUUGAGUAUCCUGCUGGAAGAUGUUAAACAACAGCCUCAGAAUUUUCACAACUUGAAAAGCCCGAUAUUUAUCCCUCUUGUUAUUUUAUUUAAUCUUUAUUUAAGCAGAAACCAUUAAAAAAAAUCAAUUUUCCAAGAGUGUUCUGGUUAAGAUAAGCAGCACUAACAAUGAGAAAGAAUGAAACAGAUAAUCUGACACAUAGUAACAGUCAGAAUUAAACAGAAAGACAGCUGAUUUAGCCAUUUUAGAUCUAACUACAGAAGGUUUUAGGGAUUAGUUAAUGAUUUAUUAAGCAUUAAUAUAGCCAUUAAAACCUCCGUACAGAUGGUGCCUUAUUAGAAAGUUCUUUCACUGCACCUGUCUGAAUGGACCUGAUCAGAACAUGGUCCUCCCACAGGCAGGAACAUGUUCCAGGUGUGAAAUAAGAAACUGAAACUUGACGUCUGUGUUUGAGGCUCUUUUUUCAUUGACUGACUGACAGGAAGGAUCUGUUUCUGCCUUGGAUUAAACACCAGUCACUCCUGCCAUUACCAAACUGUAAUUUGUCUCUUUUCAUGUCACAUUUUCACUAAUAUUUGGUUCUGUCCACAUUAUGUCCUAAUUGCUGUUUCUGUUUCUUGUUUGUAUGUAUUGUUCCAGACUGUCACUGCGACACUGUAGACCGUACUGAUUCAUUUUCCAAUUGAAAGUAUUUUUAAAACACUGGCUGCUGCGUCUUUCUGUGGCAAACAUCCCGAGUGUGUCAACACCCGUCGAGUGUGUGUUGCGGUGACAGACAGACAUGCCAUUGAGUAUGUGUGUUUUCUGUUGCUCGACUCCACUCGGUCAGAUGUUGUUUUGGAAUUUAGUGCUUUCGGUGGGCUCAUUGUACUCCGUGUGAGUGCUUCCAUUCACCACUGACUAACGGCACUGUUUCAGUUACAGAAUGCUUCAAUCUAUUCAAAAUAUUUAUCAUGCAAUUUUCUUAGCAUUUUGGGGAUUUUUUUGUACAAAUAAAUACUUUACAAUCUG